This is a messenger RNA of Carassius auratus (goldfish), 2131 nucleotides long. RefSeq lists its product as uncharacterized. Bases 390 to 1262 code for a protein of 290 amino acids. The transcript has 4 exons. NCBI's taxonomy places the organism in Eukaryota, Metazoa, Chordata, Actinopteri, Cypriniformes, Cyprinidae. The record is from RefSeq and is a predicted model, not a curated record.
UCGGUUUAGGGACUGCAGCUUCGCUUGAGUAAAGAAUGCCUGACUCGUGAACUGAGCGAAUGAGUGAACUAACAAGAUAGUCUUAUGACCCAGCGAAACAAUGACUCGUUUGUUUUUCAGAAUUUAGCCUUGGCUGCGAUAUAGUUUGUAUUUCUAAUUCGAAAUAUGAUCAACGUUUUCGUAUUUAGAUGUGGUGGGAAUUUUAAUUAAACUCGACUUGGAAAAUAGAUUAGUUUGUUUCGCUGAACGAUAUUCCGUUCCGAGUCAGUAAAAUGAAAUGAACUUCCCAUCUUUAGACUAUUGUGUCUCAGGGAGGCUCGCGGACAAACAAAGCGUCCUUCAAACAGAAGAACAGAAGGCUUUUAUUCACGAGGGAGAAAGAGGCGAAAAUGAAGCUUCUCUUUAAUUUGCUCUCAGUCAUCUUAUUUUUACUCGACAACGGUGUGUCUGGUGUCGUAUCAGAUGUAUUGGUUUCAGUGAGGGAGGGAGAUUCCGUCACUCUACACACUGGUGUUCAAACAGACCAACAAGAAGAUAUUAAAUGGUAUUUUAAAGACACUCGCAUCGCUCAAAUCAGUGGAGAUCUCAGUAAGACCUGUACAGAUGUUGAGUGUAAUGAAGGAACUGAGAGAUUCAGAGACAGACUGAAGCUGGAUCAUCAGACUGGAUCUCUGACCAUCACAAACAUCACAAACACAGACUCUGGACUUUAUGAACUGAAGAUCAUCAGCAGCAGCAGCAGCAGCGACAAGAUCUUCAGUGUUACUGUCAAUGGUGUUUCUGCUGCUGAACAAGAUGAAGUGAAGGAGGGAGAAUCUGUCACUUUAGAUCAUGGUGAAACUAAAAGCCCAAAUGAUGUGAUGACGUGGUAUUUUAAUGACAUUCUCAUCGCUGAAAUCACUGGAGAUCAGAGUAAGAUCUGUAGAGAUGAUCAGUGUGAGGAGAGAUUCAGAGACAGACUGAAGCUGGAUCAUCAGACUGGAUCUCUGACCAUCACAAACACCAGAACAACAGAUUCUGGACUUUAUAAACUACAGAUCAGCAUCAUCAGCAGCAGUUUCAGCAUCAGCAGAGUGAACAGAUUCAAUAUCACUGUCACCGGUUCAGGUUUGUCUUCAGCUGCUGUAGCAAGAAUAGUUGUAGCUGUUGUUCUGCUGGUGGCUGCAGCUGUAACUGUUGGUUUGAUUUACUGCCGUCAUCGCAGGAAAUACAAACCUGCAGCACAGAAUGUAAGUAUUGCAUACAGUAUAGCUGAAACAUGAGUCCUCUUUACUUUUACCCAUUUGUGAAUCUGUGUUUUCUUACAGGACAAUUAAGUCAAUAUCUUGUCACCUGAUCAGAAAGACUCUCCUUUAAAUCAAAUCAGUCAGACUGAGGCUCCCAAUGAAACAGUGUAACAGCAUUUAUAAUUCUUUAAUUGUUUAAUUCUUGAAUGCCUAAAUGCAGCGAAUAUUGUCUUGCACAUCUGUUACCUGAUAUGAAGGUAAUACGUCAGUCAUGGUCCCACAGCGGCUAAACGCCCUCUGGUUCCACCUGCUACAGUAGCCACGCCCCUAAACUCGUGCAAUUGGUUGGGCUGAAAGAGAUUAAAAGAGUGGAUGCAAUUGUGUAUGUUUUUUUUUUUAAGUGACACAGCAUGUACCCAAGUAUGGUGUCCCAUACUUGGAAUGUGUGCUCUGCGUUAAACCCAUCCUAGUGUUCGCACACACACAGUAGUUUUGUUGAUUUCGUAAAUGAAAAUUAUGACUAAAUAUAGUCAUCAACAAACCGUUAUCACGUGACGAAAAUGAGACGAGACGCAAUGUAAAUGCUGGUCAUUUGACGAUGGCUAUAAUUAAUUGUAUAAUGCAAUAAUAUUGUAGACGAAUAAAAACAAGACUAAAUGUGCUUUACAAAAUAGAAAUCUUGUUUAGUCGGUUUAUUAUUCUUUUGCAGUAUUUCUGUUCCUGUGUCUCACUUCAAGGUCUGCAUCAGGUCGCACUGCGCAAACACAACUGACAUCACUUCCUCAAGCCCCACUCGCGGCAUUAUUUAGAAGACGACAACAGACAAAGUUAAGCGGGAAUUAUACUUUCAUCUGGCUCCGCUGACUGUGAGCACACUUUCCCAAAUGGACGAGGCUUUUAUACUA